UUUAAUAACAGUGCUUCCCCUCCCGAACAAAAUCAAUUCCAAGGCUAUUAUUCUGCGUGUCAAUCAGCUCGUCCCUAACCAAACCCCUCUGGACACCGUUGUCGGUCGAGAUGGCCUUGUCUCACCUAAAAUCGUUUUCAUACAGAUCCAAUCUAGUCAAACCUCUAGCCACCGCCUUUUCUCUCCGCCGUCAGAUCUCCACCUCCACCGAUCCCAUCACAAUUGAGACCUCCGUUCCCUUCGCCACUCACAGAUGCGACCCUCCAUCACGCACCGUCGAGACCAAUCCCCAGGAGCUCCUCUCCUUCUUCCGCGUCAUGGCCACGAUGCGCCGUAUGGAGAUAGCCGCCGACUCUCUCUACAAGGCCAAACUCAUCCGUGGAUUUUGCCACCUCUACGAUGGUCAAGAAGCCGUGGCCGUUGGAAUGGAGGCUGCAAUUACCAAAAACGACAGCAUCAUAACUGCCUACCGCGACCACUGCACGUUUCUCGGGAGAGGUGGGACCCUCCUGGAGGUGUUUUCGGAGCUGAUGGGACGACAGGGCGGUUGUUCGAAUGGGAAAGGUGGGUCCAUGCAUUUCUAUAAGAAGGAUAGCGGGUUUUAUGGAGGGCAUGGUAUAGUGGGAGCUCAAGUACCCUUAGGCUGUGGAUUGGCAUUUGCCCACAAGUAUAACAAGGACGACGCCGUCGCUUUUGCUUUGUAUGGAGAUGGUGCUGCUAAUCAAGGACAGUUGUUCGAGGCCCUUAAUAUCUCCGCUCUUUGGGAUCUUCCUGUCAUUUUGGUCUGCGAGAAUAAUCAUUAUGGAAUGGGGACAGCUGAGUGGAGAGCCGCCAAGAGUCCAGCAUACUACAAGCGUGGAGACUAUGUUCCUGGCUUGAAGGUUGAUGGCAUGGAUGCUUUUGCUGUGAAACAAGCAUGCAAAUUUGCGAAGGAGCAUGCUUUAAAGAGUGGACCUAUUAUACUUGAAAUGGAUACCUACAGGUAUCAUGGUCAUUCUAUGUCUGAUCCUGGGAGCACCUAUCGUACCCGUGAUGAGAUCAGUGGCGUGAGACAGGAACGUGAUCCAAUUGAACGAAUAAGAAAAUUGAUAUUGACUCAUGAUCUAGCUACUGAGAAAGAGCUAAAGGAUAUCGAAAAAGAAGUGAGAAAACAAGUAGACGAAGCCAUUGCUCAAGCCAAGGAAAGUCCCAUGCCAGAUCCUUCAGAACUUUUCACCAAUGUAUACGUGAAAGGUCUGGGAGUUGAGGCAUAUGGAGCUGAUAGGAAAGAAGUUAGAGCUGUGCUUCCCUAAGCUAAAUCUCCCUACCAGCCAACAAAUGAGAAUGAUAGAAUAAGGUGAAGACGAGCAUGCAUUUAUUCCUGCGUAAUUUUGAUUUCCACACUUUUGUAUAGAAAACUGGUUCUUCUCAAGUUGUGGGGCAGGAUUAUUCUCUCGUGUAGCUUUUCUUUGGGGAGCUACAGUUUGAUACCCCUAUGAUUUUUAUUAAAAUGAGUUGCUAGUGUGCUAGAGAAUGCAAUAACAUCCGAGAAUGCGUAAUUUUGAUUUUUUCCGUGUUUGUCAAAUUGACAACAAUAAGAUCUCUCCACUUCUCCGUGUCAA
Messenger RNA from Populus nigra (black poplar), 1601 nucleotides. Its product is annotated as pyruvate dehydrogenase E1 component subunit alpha-1, mitochondrial. Lineage: Eukaryota; Viridiplantae; Streptophyta; Magnoliopsida; Malpighiales; Salicaceae. Gene Ontology annotation, molecular function: pyruvate dehydrogenase (acetyl-transferring) activity. The record is from RefSeq and is a predicted model, not a curated record. Gene Ontology annotation, biological process: pyruvate decarboxylation to acetyl-CoA. The transcript has 8 exons. Gene Ontology annotation, cellular component: intracellular membrane-bounded organelle. The coding region runs from base 111 to 1292 and encodes 393 amino acids.